AUCUCAAAAGGGAAAAAAUCAAGCACAAAAAAAUGAAAAUAUUUUUAUUAUUUUAUUUAUAAUGAGCCUUGAAAAUUCAAAAACCAAAGGCAAAAGUUGAUUUGGACGAUAUAGAAGUCAUCUUCGAAUUCGUGCCAAACCCAGAGUUCGAAACAAAAAAGCAAACCCAGUCUACAAAUCACCACAAUCUCCACUUCGCCGCUUGAUUUCACAGCUCCGACUCUCCCACAACUCAGGUAUUGGUUUGUUGCCCAGAUGUAAUUUGGUUGACAAUUAUGUCGAUCCUCAGUAGAUUUUUUCACAGAAGAGCCCCGGAUGGCUUGCUUGAAUUUGUUGACAGGGUAUAUGUUUUUGACUCUUGCUUUUCGACUGAAGUUUUGCCCGAUGGGUUGUAUCAACUCUACUUGCAUGAGAUUAUAACUGAAUUACAUGAAGCAUUCCCUGAGUCAUCCUUUCUUGCAUUCAAUUUCCGAGAAGGAGAGAAACGGAGCCAGUUUGCUGAAAUUUUAUGCGAGUAUGAUGUUACUGUCAUGGAUUAUCCACGACAAUAUGAGGGUUGUCCCCUGCUACCACUGUCUUUGAUUCACCAUUUCCUUCGUGUUUGUGAAAGUUGGCUCUCAGGUGGGAAUCACCAAAAUGUUAUUCUGUUUCAUUGUGAGAGAGGGGGUUGGUCACUCUUGGCGUUUCUUUUAGCUAGUUUCUUGAUUUUCAGAAAGUUGCAUAGUGGAGAAAAAAAGACUCUUGAAAUUGUUCAUCGGGAGGCUCCUAAGGGUUUGUUACAGCUGUUGUCACCAUUAAACCCAUUUCCUUCUCAGCUUCGCUACCUCCAAUAUGUAUCAAGAAGAAAUAUAUCUCCAGAGUGGCCUCCUCCAGAACGAGCUCUUUCUUUGGAUUGUCUCAUUCUUCGUGCUAUCCCAAGCUUUGACAAUCAAAAUGGAUGCAGGCCACUUGUCCGUAUUUUUGGUAGAAAUCUCCUUAGCAAGGGUGGGCUGACCACCCAAAUGUUGUUUUCCAUGUCCAAGAAAAAUAGAAGCCUUCGCUACUACCGCCGGAAGGACAGUGACGUUAUUAAGAUUGACAUUCAGUGUUUCGUGAAAGGGGAUGUUGUAUUGGAGUGUGUCCACUUAGACUUGGAACCCGCAAGAGAAGUUAUGAUGUUUCGUAUAAUGUUUAACACCGCUUUCAUUAGGUCCAACAUCUUGAUGCUUAAUUCUGAGAACUUGGAUAUCCUUUGGGAUUCAAAGGUGCGGUAUCCGAAGAGCUUUCGAGCAGAGGUUUUGUUUGGUGAGGUUGAGAACAUCUCUCCCCACAAAGCUCCAACUACAAUCUUAGGUGGUGAGGAGAAAGGUGGAUUGCCCCUCGAAGCUUUUUCAAGGGUUCAAGAACUUUUCAGUGGUGUUGACUGGGUUGAUAACGGUGAUGAUGCUGCAUUAUGGUUACUCAAACAGCUUUCAGUGUUAAAUGAUGUCAAAGAAUUGUCAAUAAUGAGAAGUAGAGCAAGUUCAUAUUUAUCACCUUUUGAUUCUGAAGAAGAAAAUAAUGCAUCUAGCACUGCUGAUAGUCUGGAUUUUCUGGACUCAGAAAAGGUUAAUAAUCUAACAUACACUGGUGCAACGGGUUUGAAAUUCCUGGAUGAUCCUUUGUCUCAGGACUCUGCAUCAGAUGAAGCGUCAGAUCCGAGGAUUUCUGCAGAUGCACCAAAGCUGCUCAUAUCAGAUGCUGUUGAUUCAAAUCUCUCUUCUUUUGUGGGAGGUGUUCAACAUGAUGUAGAUAUGGCUUUAACAUGUUCCAAUCAAGUUCCAUUUGUAACUGUUCAGGAACAAUUUUCACUUCUAAGUGAAGAAAGUCCACCUUGUUCUCCUUCGCCACCACUGCCUCCAGCACCUCCCUCUGUUGUUUCUGGUACAGAGAC
Camellia sinensis is the source of this 1912-nucleotide messenger RNA. Lineage: Eukaryota; Viridiplantae; Streptophyta; Magnoliopsida; Ericales; Theaceae. The record is from RefSeq and is a predicted model, not a curated record.